Molecule: messenger RNA, 1584 nt
Organism: Octodon degus (degu)
Lineage: Eukaryota; Metazoa; Chordata; Mammalia; Rodentia; Octodontidae
Gene: Derl3
Product: derlin 3
Exons: 7
Coding region: 39-740 (233 amino acids)
Biological process (GO): endoplasmic reticulum unfolded protein response
Cellular component (GO): endoplasmic reticulum membrane; Hrd1p ubiquitin ligase ERAD-L complex
Molecular function (GO): ubiquitin-specific protease binding; misfolded protein binding
Source: RefSeq, a predicted model, not a curated record
GUGCUGUCGGUCAGGUCAAGCGUGCAGGUGUAGGUUCAAUGGCGUGGCGGGGGCUGGCGGCCGAGUUCCUGCAGGUGCCGCCGGUGACGCGGGCCUAUACUGCAGCUUGUAUCCUCACCACAACUGCCGUGCAGCUGGAAAUACUCAGCCCCUUCCAGCUCUACUUCAACCCACACCUCGUGUUCAGGAGGCUCCAGAUCUGGAGGCUGGUCACCAACUUCCUCUUCUUCGGGCCCCUGGGAUUCAGCUUCUUCUUCAACAUGCUCUUCGUAUUCCGCUACUGCCGAAUGCUGGAGGAGGGCUCCUUCCGCGGGCGCAAAGCCGACUUCGUCUUUAUGUUUCUUUUUGGGGGCGCCCUUAUGACACUGCUGGGACUCCUGGGCAGCCUGUUCUUCCUCGGUCAGGCACUCAUGGCCAUGCUGGUGUAUGUGUGGAGCCGUCGCAGCCCUCAGGUGAGGGUCAACUUCUUUGGCCUCACCUUCCAGGCACCAUUCCUGCCUUGGGCACUCAUGGGCUUCUCACUGCUGUUGGGCAACUCAAUCCUCGUGGACCUGCUUGGGAUUGCUGUGGGCCACAUCUACUACUUCCUUGAGGACGUUUUCCCCAACCAGCCUGGAGGCAAAAGGCUGCUGCUGACCCCUGGCUUCCUGAAGCUGCUACUAGACGCUCGUGAGGAGGACCCCAAUUACCUGCCCCUUCCCGAGGAACAGCCAGGAGCCCAUCUGCCACCCCAGCACUGAGCCUGCCUUGGGCCAGCACCAGAAGCUUCUAGCAGAGUCCAUUCUUCUCCCUGCUCCUGCUUACAGCAGACCAAUCUGUCCUGAGGCUGGGCCCAUGCAAGAGCCCACCCAAAUAAAGUCCCCUGCAGCCUCUGGGCCCCCAGCAUUGGCUCCCAUUUUGGUCACCACACCUUUCAUGUCCUUCCUUGUCUGCCCCAAUUGCCUUUGCCCAGCCUGCCCUCAGCCCAACUGCAAGUUAUCAAGCAGGGUGCCCAGACAGGACAAUGAAGCUGCCCAUGGAUGCCCAGCAGCUCUGAGCUCACAAAUGAGACUCGAGAGUUCUUGCUCUAGUCCUGCCACUGCCCCGGGGUACAUGUGUCCCUAUCCUGGGCCUCUGUUUCCUGUCAUUCAAGAAAGGGGUUGAUCAGAUCUCAGCAUCUGGGCCAGAACUCAGAGCCACUCUAGAGAUGACCCUGCCUGUGGUGCCCUUGGGUUGAUGCCUACUCAGUCUCUCCCAUCUUCACCAACAACCUUGACAAGCGAGCCUUUUCUUCAUUUCCCAGCUUGUGACGUGGAGGUCCCACAAGGUCGGGGCACAGGAGAGGUGAAACAGGGCCCUCUCAACCCCAGACCUUGAGAAGUUUCACCUUAGCACAGUCCUGUGUCUGGCUAAGGCAGAAAGAACCCUCCAGGGAGCUGUCCCUGCCAUUUAAGCUGAGCCUGUGGAGCCACUUCCUCCCUCUCCUCCCCAGAACAUGGGCUGCAUCUGUGGCCAGCUGUUCUUAUUGCUCUAGACCUGUUCCCACUGUGGCUUCUUCCUGGAUGCUUAGCGGCACAGGGGCUCCAGCAGCCACAUCUCAUUUUU